Chara braunii is the source of this 4037-nucleotide messenger RNA. The record is from the annotation of a GenBank genome assembly. NCBI's taxonomy places the organism in Eukaryota, Viridiplantae, Streptophyta, Charophyceae, Charales, Characeae.
UGCGGCGCGCCUCGCUUCGACAGCCGCUCCAUAGCCGGCGGCUCAUUCUCGGUAAGCAAGGUUUCCUCAGAUGAGAAACGUUUUUUCCAUUUCUGUUAAGGAUAAUAAAGAAAGAAAAACGUGUUUCCAUUCCGUUGACUUGCCGCUUCUGGGAGUCGCGCAGUCUUUUCGACAUUCGUCCUACCCGAGCCUUGAUCUUUUGAUCUUCUGCUGACAACGAGAGAGGAAGAAGUUGAUGUUGCGGUGGUCAGAAUCAGAGAAUCAGAAUUCAUUCAGCUGACGGGGGAGGUGGGUAUCUGAUAAGGAUAGAAUUGUUGUGAGGGGGCAUUGAUUGGAUAUUAAAAAGCGCGCGCGUUCGUGUGUGAAACCGACCGACCACAGGGGAGAAAGCUGCGCGAGAGCGCGCACACGUGUCCUGUCGAGUUUAGCUUAAGAGAAGAGAGGGAGGGAGGGAGGGGGGGAGGGGGGGAGGGGGGGUCGUAUCAAGAACGAACUCGUGAGGGGAGAGGGAGAGGGGGAGAGAGGGGGAGGUAGUUUGGCAAAAAGGGAAAAGAAGUGGCAUUUGCAUAGAGCGAGUAAAAGCGAUGCCGUACGUUCCUCCCCACCUGAGAGGUGGGAACGCGACAAAGCCGAGUGAUUCCCCUCCGGGACCUCCUCCUCCUUCGACUUAUCGCAGCUCCUCGUUUGGUGGCAGCAGCAGUAGCUACGGUGGAGGGGGAAGGGAUUACGGGGGAGGAGGGGGAAGGGAUUACGGGGGGGGAGGGGGGCGAAGUCGCGACUAUGGGGGCAGCUUCGGUGGAGGGUCGUUCUCGCGGUCGGCAUCAUUUAGUCCCGCUGACCGGGGGGUGGGGUAUGGUAUGGGCCCCAGCAGGGGGGGAGGGGCGGCGGGGUAUGGUCGCGAUCGCGAUCAGGGACGGGAGUACAGCCGAGAUAAUGGGUCGAGCACGCGGGAUCGAGAAAGGGACUUGGGAGGAGGAGGAGGAGGGGGAGGAGGGAGCGAAGAAGAUGGCGUAGCAAUGCGUGGGAGAGCAGGUGGAGGUGUAGGAGGAGGAGGAGGGGUUAGGCGCGGGCCUCCGGAGCCGGUGUGGCCGGAGUGGGAGCCAUCUGAGCGAGUGAGAAAGCUGCCAGAGGACCAGAUUGCAGAGGUCAGGCAGAGACUGAAUGUCAGUGUAGAUGUGGCAGAGGGCUCACCCCCUCCUCCUUCACCGAUCGAGUCGUUCGAAGACAUGUGCCUUGCCACGGCGAUCAUGAAAGACAUAGCGUUCCACGAAUACAGAUCCCCGACGCCAAUUCAGGCGCAAGCGAUGCCCGUGGCGCUGUCAGGGCGCGAUUUGCUGGGAUGUGCAGAGACGGGAAGCGGGAAGACGGCGGCAUUCGCGCUGCCUAUGAUUCAGCACUGUCUCGCGCAGAGUCCCAUCGUACGCGGAGACGGUCCCAUCGGUCUGGUUCUGGCCCCAACCCGAGAGCUGGCCCAGCAAAUCCACAAGGAGGUGCGAGCCUUCAGCCGCUCGGCAGAUAACUUCCGCUCUGCUAUUGUGGUUGGAGGCGUGAGUAUGUCGGUGCAGAAGGACGAACUUCGGGCCGGCGUGCAGAUCGUGGUUGCCACGCCAGGUAGACUGAUUGAUCAUCUGGAGCAGUGCCACACAUCGCUCUACAGAGUAUCUUAUGUGGUCCUUGAUGAGGCGGAUCGAAUGCUGGACAUGGGAUUUGAGCCCCAGAUCAGGGCCGUGUUGAAAGGACUGAACAAGAGGCACCAGACCCUGCUGUUCAGCGCGACGAUGCCGGAAGAGAUUGAGGCUCUCGCGCAAGAGUACCUCGACAAGCCUGUCAGAGUGAAAGUCGGAACCGUGAGCUGCCCGACUGCCAACGUGGCGCAGUACCUAGAGAAGGUCCCUGACAAGGACAAGGUCGACAGACUGUUAGAGAUUGUGGUGGAGGAGGCGGCGACAGCUGAGAAGGCUGGGCUGACGCCGCCGCUGACCAUUGUGUUCACAGACAGGAAGACUCGAUGCGAUGACGUGGCGGAAGCGCUGGUGUCUCAGGGGUUGAAGGCGGCAGCACUGCAUGGAGGGAGGUCUCAGGGAGAGAGGGAGGGGGCACUGCGGGACUUCCGCCGGGGAGAGAUCAACGUCUUGGUCGCGACGGACGUGGCGUCACGUGGGCUUGAUGUCUCUGGCGUUGCCCACGUGAUCAACCUUGAUCUUCCCAAAACUUUCGAAGAUUACGUUCACCGCAUUGGUCGAACGGGAAGGGCAGGGAGCAUGGGCCGUGCUACCUCCCUCUACGUGGAGAGGGACAUGUACCUCGUCGCGCAGAUUCGACAUGCCAUUACGCAGAUCGAGGCGGGAAACACGACAGUGUUUGCGACGGGGAAGGCGGCGAGGAGGAGAGAGAGAGAGCAGGCAGCCGCGUUCAGGGAAGGCAGACUGGCAGAUGCACCUGAAGCACCCGCAGUCGGAGGCGCGCCCGUGAAAGUUGAUGAGAAGUAUCAGCACAUGUUGUCUUCAGCGCCAGCCAAAGGAGUGGCUGAUGAAGCAUGGGACGACUAGAGUGGAUGAUGGGUACACACACCACAGUCGCUCUCGGCUACUGGCUUGCUGUCAUUAGGCAGGCAGGCAGGCUGGCAGGGAUUCGUAUGUUGCGAAGCACAGCAGAGGUGAUGGCGAUUUACAGAUUGUCGUUUGUUGCUUUGUGAGAUGGUGGGCGAAAACUUGCGGCUGCCGAUCAUGAAGUAGUUGUCGUUUGUUCUGUACCAGGCUUAACUUUGGAAGAUUAGAGAAUGGAGGAGAGAUGGGGUGUGGCAGUAGAGGGGAGGGUAGAGGUUUUGUUUACCUCACAGAUACAGAAGGGCAUAGGGGACAUAAACAGGGGGAUGAACUCCUUGAAAGAAGGGUGGAAAUGUUGAAUGAGGAAGAGGAAGGGCGGGGGGGGGAGGGGGGAGGGGGAAGGGGAGGGGGACGGAGAAAAGGGGGAUGAGCAUGCCAUGCAAUGCACUGUUGUGAGGCAUGUUUCUGGUCAGCGGUGGAGUGUGUGGUUGGUUAAUAAUGAGUGUCUACCCGAUCUGAACUUUUCGGCAGGGCAGAGGGCAGGGACAGUGAGAGGGGGCCAGAGGGGGGAGGGGAGGGAGGGGAGGGGAGGGAAGGGGAGACCGUCUUUGCUGAAAUCACAACUGUGGGGGCGGAAAACAGAAGUCAGUUUAUUCAACGAGUUUCAUUAGAAACGAUGCAAGGAACGACAGGAGAAAGGGACGGGAUCACAUGAUUGGGAGCCCGACCCAGUUUCCUUGGGAUUGGUUCUAUUUGCUUGCUUGAGUCAUGGUUGAAGGAGCGAAGUGGGUGCUUGGGGGGGGGGAGGAGAGGAAAAUAAGAGACACAGAUGAGGCAGUGAAGUGUUGCGGACUGGCUUUUGUUUGCCAGUUCAUGUUCACUUCGCAUUGCUAGCAUGUGGACCUGACCUGUGUUCUUAAUUACGAUUUGUUAAUCAGGAGGGGGGGGGAGAGGACGAUUUUGAGCCAACAAUGUGUUUGAUUCAUUUUCUUGCGAUUGAACUUGUGUGCGAGAGAGAGAGAGAGAGAGAGAGAGAGAGAGAGAGAGAGAGAGAGGACGGAUGCAGGGGUAGUUUGGGUAGAUGAAUAGACUGAUGAACAGAUGCGUAGAUGAAUAGAUAAAUAACUCAAAUAGGGUGAUAGGGAGAUGGAGACAUCGAUAAGUAGAUAAAUCUGUGUGUGUGUGUGUGUGUGUGGAGAGAGAGUGAGAGAGAGAGAGGAGUGAUAAGUAACGUGUGUGUGUGUGUGUGAGAGAGAGGAGUCGAUAAGUAGACACCGUGUGUGUGUGUGUGUGUGUGUGUGUGUGUGUGUGUGAGAGAGAGAGAGAGAGAGAAGAGUCUGGACUACAAGCCUUGAUGGGCAGAUGAUUUCUCCAAAUGCUAAUCUUUCAGGUGCAGAUGAAUGUUUUGUAGAGCUAAUAACAUGCUGCGGCGAUGUUGAUACCUUAAUGGAAAACUUCUGUUCUUGUUCCUGAUAAAGGUCAGUGGACCAG